Molecule: messenger RNA, 1626 nt
Organism: Ceutorhynchus assimilis (cabbage seed weevil)
Lineage: Eukaryota; Metazoa; Arthropoda; Insecta; Coleoptera; Curculionidae
Source: the annotation of a GenBank genome assembly
AUGGCGGCGAAUACCAAAAACGAGGACGAUAAGCAAUCCGCUUCAGCAGUAUUUUCUGCCCUGAUCUUCGCCUUCUCCUCUUGCGGAGUCAUCACGACACUGCUACUAUUCUGCGGACUCUACAAAGACAUCAAAUAUCUCCUUAUCCCUUGGAUCUUCAACAUGGCCUUUUUCACCAUCAUAGAUAUAAUUUACAUUGUUUAUGGUUUAAUUGUUCACGCGCUCCAAUGGAAUCCGUCUGUGGCCAUUUUAGUUACUAUGGACUUUUUUUUGAAUACUUUAAACCUGUAUGCCUUAUUAUGUGUGAUAUCGCAGUAUCAAGAAUAUAAAGCCGGACGUGGUCGAGCUAUCGAUGACGAAAUUAUGAGGGUACCCAACAUCCAAUACAGUACGACUCAGCCGACAGCGACCAGUUACUUGAGCUCGCACACUCGCAAACCGUUAAACUACUUCGAAAAAGCUACCCCAACGCAUUCGCCCACAGCUAUGGGACCGCCCAACAGUUUGGAUGUACCAUCGGCUCUUGUUAAUAGAGGUCCAAGAAAAUCCGUCAAAUUUGGAGACAGCGCCGAAAUGACUACGACGUGGUCGGAACCGAAAUCCAGUCCCGUCAAAGGAGCGGAUACCGCUCCGCUGAUCGAUUCUAGUGCAGUUGAAAGUGGCAGGACUAUAAACGUAUGAGGGCUGUUAGAGACUGCUUUGUGAUAUGGCACACUUAUGACUUAUGUGUAUAGAUUAAUUGUAGAGUUGAUCCCGAACAAUUUAUUGACUUUGUUUUAAAGAGUUCAGAGCAGGCUCAUGACCAAAUAAAUAAUAUGUUGCGUUGCUCUAAAUACAAAAUAAUAUGUAAUUAUGUAUAAAAUUUAUGUAUAUUUUGUAAAUUUACUGUAAAAAUUUAUACUUAUAUAAGACAAUUUUUUGCUGAAAUCAUAAUGGGCAUUUUGUUUUUAUAUGAUCCAAAAAACUUAAGCUUGGUUUAAGUUUUUUGGGUCCAAACAGAGCCCCUUUUCAAUAAAAAUAAGAACAAAAUGCCAAUUUCCUAAUGUUAAUCUUUUGAGAUUUUCAACUGACGGAACUGCUUUUUAAAGAUAUAUGAGUUCGGAAUGGUACAAAGUGUCGACACUUUUUACACUAUUGACACUGUAGCGUUCGGUAAUUGGUAGGAAUAAAGCCUAGUACUCAUAACUGCGAAAUUCGCAUUUUUUUGACAUUGCUUCGACAAUUUGACGUUUGAUACACGCAUAAAACGUCAAAUUGUCAACGCAAUGUCAAAAAAAUGCGAAUUUCGCAGCUAUGAGUACUAGGCUUAAGUCUGGUGUACACUUUAUUUGCAUUGGGAGAUAAUUUGGUGCCCGAAUGGUAUAAAGAUGGUGGAACACCGUUUACUCGGUACAAAAUGAUGGUGUUUUCGGUGUCACACCGCCGAUUACACCUUCAUUGCGUGAUAUAACCCUGCACUACAAGAGCACCGCAUUAAAAUCCUAUUCCGAACUCAACUUAAAACUGCAUAGUUACGUCAACUGAAUCCAAUUCGCGUCGAUUGUAGCGGUUUUUUUUUGUACUAAUCUUUACCUUUACAACCUCUACCAAACUACUUUCAAAUAAAUGUGAUAUCUUAAAUUAAAA